Neohortaea acidophila is the source of this 1305-nucleotide messenger RNA. Its product is annotated as Ssl1-like-domain-containing protein. Gene Ontology annotation, biological process: DNA-templated transcription; regulation of transcription by RNA polymerase II; nucleotide-excision repair. The record is from RefSeq and is a predicted model, not a curated record. NCBI's taxonomy places the organism in Eukaryota, Fungi, Ascomycota, Dothideomycetes, Mycosphaerellales, Teratosphaeriaceae. Bases 1 to 1305 code for a protein of 434 amino acids. Gene Ontology annotation, molecular function: zinc ion binding. The transcript has 2 exons. Gene Ontology annotation, cellular component: transcription factor TFIIH holo complex; transcription factor TFIIH core complex.
AUGGCAUCUCGUUCCAAGGGCAGGGAGCAGGCCAGAUGGGAAGCCGCCGCAACGAGCAACUGGGAACUUCACGAAGGUGCUGAUGGCGAUAUCGAGGGCGUUCUCGGCGGGAUCGAGGAGGCGGGAAAACGCAAGAGAUUGCUAAAAGACACCACGCCUCUGCAACGAGGUAUCAUUCGCCACACCAUACUCAUCCUCGACCUAUCCACUGCGAUGUCCGAGAAGGAUCUACGGCCCACGAGGCUCCUACUGACCAUCAACUAUACCAUCGGAUUUGUCAGGGAGUUCUUCGAGCAGAACCCCAUCUCUCAACUCGGGAUCUUGGGCAUGCGUGAUGGCAUCGCCAUCCGCAUCAGCGACAUGUCUGGCAACCCAAACGAUCACAUCAACGCAGUAAAGGCGCUGCGAGCCAUCGAGCCCAAGGGAAACCCUUCUCUCCAAAAUGCGCUAGAUAUGGCCCGGGCGGCACUCUACCACACCCCCUCGCAUGGCACAAGGGAGGUGGUGAUCGUCCUUGGCGCUUUACUUACUUCAGACCCUGGCGACAUUCACGAUACCAUCAAAGCGUGCAUCAAAGCGCGGAUCCGAGUGAGCAUCAUCGGUCUCGCUGCUCAAAUGCACAUUUGCGCUGAGAUCUGCCGAAAGACGAAUGCUGGUGAUGAGAACUGCUACCACGUUGCCAUCGAUGAGGUGGACUAUCGCGAGCUGCUGAUGUCAAUUACGACACCGCCAGUCGUACGCUCGACUGACACCGAAGCGCAGCGACGGAAUCAAGCCGCGUUACUCAUGAUGGGCUUUCCGUCACGCAUUGUCGAGGAAAAUGCAACGCUGUGCGCGUGUCAUGGGAACCUCACCCGCGGUGGCUACCUGUGCAGCCGGUGCAAGGCCAAAGUCUGCAACCUUCCGGCCACAUGUCCAACGUGUGACCUCACCCUCAUUCUCUCCACGCAUCUGGCCCGAUCCUACCACCACCUCUUUCCGUUGAGGAAUUGGGCCGAAGUUUCUUGGAGCCGCGCGAGGGAAAGAGGGAGUACGCAAUGCUACGGCUGUCUUACGCCAUUCCCGCGUAUUCCUGCAACUCAGCAGGGCCAUGACGAGGAACCAACAGCGGCCAGACGCCCGCGAGCCGAAGGAGCGAGUGAGUCGAGUCGUUACGAAUGUGAGACGUGUCAGAAUCACUUCUGCAUCGACUGUGACGUCUUUUGCCAUGAGACCGUGCACAAUUGUCCAGGGUGCCAGAGCCGGGCCCAUCUUCCAAGCAUGGAAGGCCGCCAGAAGGAAAUCGAUGGUUCGAUGCAUAUCUGA